Penicillium odoratum is the source of this 771-nucleotide messenger RNA. RefSeq lists its product as uncharacterized. Bases 1 to 771 code for a protein of 256 amino acids. The record is from RefSeq and is a predicted model, not a curated record. The transcript has a single exon. Lineage: Eukaryota; Fungi; Ascomycota; Eurotiomycetes; Eurotiales; Aspergillaceae.
AUGCGAGCAUCUUGGUGGAUCGGGAUUUGUGCCACAUUCCUCCCCACGGCUGUCCUAUCAAUAGACACAGCACCCUUCUCCUCACCAGAAGAUGCGACCAACAAGCGAGCCUUUGAGGUUCUCCAGAUUCUGAGGCGCAACGACAACUGCCCUAGCGGAUACAAUGCUUGCACCAACGAAGGAAACUCCAAUGCCUGCUGCAUAACGGGAACCACCUGCACCAAGGACUCCGCCAACAACAUUGCCUGUUGCCCGACCGGCGCAAGCUGCACAGGUAGUCUAACGGCCACUGCGACCUCGACUGCGACCGGCACCACUGAGACUGGAAGCAGCUUUGUGUUCCCACAGGGAGGGACGGCGACAACUACGGAAUCCGGCUCGGAGACCGCAACUACGGCAUCGGGCGCAUAUCCGUUCGUCUACGUACCGACGAGCUUCGCGAAUGCGAAGACGUGCUCUUCUUACUACUCGCAAUGUCAGUCGGAGUAUACGGGAUGCACGCAGGCUCUCAUCGGCCGCUACGGAGUGACAGUGGGUGGAUCCGGUGGGGGUGUGACGGUAGAGGCGGUCACCGCAACAUCGCAGGUCACGUCUAUCUGCUCGAGUUUGAGCGUUAAAGCCUGUCAUGGGUUGAGUCUUGCUUAUUGUGCUUCUAUGGAGACGGCGACAGCCACCGAUGCCAGUGGAAACGGAGCUUUGCCUGGUCGAGCCUCGAGUCUUCAUGAUUUGACACUGGGCUUAGUUGUCGGGGUUGCAGGCAUGUUUAUUUGA